AUGGGACUAGUGAAUAAACUUAUUUUCCUCAUUGGUUUGGGAGCUCUCACAUAUAAUACAAAUCCCGAUAAAGGUGACUUCAAUAGACAAUUGGCAAAGAAAAUAGAAAAUAAAGAAGGUAAAAUUGCUAGUUAUGUACUAAGAGGUGUUAUGUCAGUUACUAAUCCAGUAGAGGUUCAAAACUGUGUUUAUUUCUCUUUGGCAACUAUGGUUCCAUGUGAAGCAAACAACUUUUCAAACGAUGUAGUAGGCGUAGGAAUGUUUGGUAAAUGGAUUAUCUUCACAUAA
Messenger RNA from Heterostelium album PN500, 288 nucleotides. RefSeq lists its product as uncharacterized. The record is from RefSeq and is a predicted model, not a curated record. NCBI's taxonomy places the organism in Eukaryota, Evosea, Eumycetozoa, Acytosteliales, Acytosteliaceae. The transcript has 2 exons. The coding region runs from base 1 to 288 and encodes 95 amino acids.